Molecule: messenger RNA, 273 nt
Organism: Prunus armeniaca (apricot)
Lineage: Eukaryota; Viridiplantae; Streptophyta; Magnoliopsida; Rosales; Rosaceae
Source: the annotation of a GenBank genome assembly
AUGCGUUAUCUGCCCUUGAAACCUAGGCUACAGCAAUUGUAUAUGUCGACUCCUACUGCCACAGACAUGAGAUGGCAUAAGGAGAAACGGGUAGACGACAAUGUGAUGCGGCAUCCUGCAGAUGGGGAAGCAUGGAAAGAGUUCGAUCGAACGUUCCCCGACUUUGCUGCUGAUCCUCGAAAUGUUAGAUUGGGACUUGCCACUGACGGAUUCAAUCCAUACGGGGUUCUAAACCAACACCACAGCACUUGGCCGAUUUUCGUAUUUCCAUAA